Molecule: messenger RNA, 3767 nt
Organism: Microplitis mediator
Lineage: Eukaryota; Metazoa; Arthropoda; Insecta; Hymenoptera; Braconidae
Gene: SMC3
Product: structural maintenance of chromosomes protein 3
Exons: 4
Coding region: 143-3754 (1203 amino acids)
Biological process (GO): mitotic sister chromatid cohesion
Cellular component (GO): chromosome
Molecular function (GO): ATP hydrolysis activity; protein binding; ATP binding
Source: RefSeq, a predicted model, not a curated record
UACUCAAUAUUCAAUAUGUCUGCUGGUAUCUGACAACACAUUUGUUAUUAAAUAAAUAAAUAUAUUAUUUUAUAAACAAUUAAUAGCAAAUAAUAUUUUAUAAGUUAAUUUUAAGAUAAUGUUACGCUAGACCUUAAUCAUCAUGUAUAUUAAACAAGUGAUUAUUCAAGGGUUUAAAUCAUAUCGUGAGCAAACGGUCGUUGAACCAUUUGAUCCUCGUCACAAUGUAGUUGUUGGAAGAAAUGGAUCAGGAAAAAGUAAUUUUUUCUACGCGAUCCAAUUUGUUUUGAGUGAUGAGUUUUCUCACUUACGACCGGACCAACGUCAGGGUCUACUGCACGAAGGAACUGGUCCGAGAGUUAUAUCAGCUCAUGUUGAAAUAAUAUUUGACAAUACUGAUGGCAGGUUACCAAUUGACAAAGAGGAAGUUUAUUUGAGAAGAGUAAUUGGCUCGAAGAAAGACCAAUAUUUUUUAAAUAAAAAAAAUGUCACGAGGAGUGACGUGAUGAACUUGUUGGAGUCCGCGGGUUUCUCGAGAUCUAAUCCUUAUUAUAUUGUCAAGCAGGGUAAGAUAAAUCAGAUGGCCACGGCGCCGGAUUCCCAGAGAUUGAAGCUGCUGAGAGAAGUUGCGGGUACGCGGGUUUAUGACGACAGGCGGGAGGAGUCAAAAGCUAUUUUGAAAGAGACUGAGGGCAAGUUGGAAAAAAUUGAGGAUUUUUUGAGGACCAUUGAAGAAAGAUUACAGACACUGAAGGAAGAGAAAGAAGAGUUGAAGGAGUACCAGCGGUGGGACAAGCAGCGCAGGUGCUUGGAGUAUACGAUCCAUGAACGCGAGCUGAAAGAAAACAAACGUAAGCUAGAUGAUUUGGAAGCGUCGCGUGCUAAUAGUGGUGCUGAGCAAGCUAGACUUGUCUCUGAGCUUAAAAAUGCCCAGGAAAAAGUACGCACGUCGACGAAACAACUCAAGGAGGCGAAGAAAGAAGUACAGUCUGCUAAAGAGGAACGGGAUACUCUGAGUGCUGAGCAGCAGCAGUUACUAAAAGAAAAAACUAAAUUAACGUUGACGAUAAAUGAUCUUCUGGAAGAGGUAAAAGGUGACAAUGACAGUAAAAAGCGCGCGCAGCAAGAGCUGGAGAAGCUGAAGGCCACGAUUGCUUUACGGGAACAAGAUCUUGAGAAAAUAAAGCCCGAGUAUGAGGAAAUGAAGCGACGGGAAGAAGAGUACACGCGUAUGUUAGCACUGAAGGAACAGAAAAGGAAAGAAUUGUACGCUAAGCAAGGACGUGGUAGCCAAUUCACCAACAAGGAUGACCGUGACAAGUGGAUCCAGAACGAGCUGAAACAACUGACCAAGCAGAUCAAAGACAAGGAAGAGCAUCAGAGAAAAAUUAGCGAGGAUUUGAAAAAAGACGCAGAGAAGCAGAAAGACUUGGAGAAAAAAAUUGAGGAGUACACGAAAGAAAUGGAGAAGCAGAGGGUGUCGAUUGAUGAUCACAAUAAACAAUUUUACGAGCUGACUAAAUUAAAAGACCAGUGCCAAGCUAUGCGCAAAGAAAUGUAUCGCAAGGAAAGUGUUCUUCAGCUGAAUUUGUCCGGUUUGAAAGAAGAUUUGGCCAAAGCUGACCAGAGCUUGAGAUCAAUGGCUGGUAAGCCCAUUUUGAAUGGACGAGACAGUGUCCGCAAAGUUCUGGAAACUUUUCGCCAGCGUCCUGAUAUGACAGACGAAGUGUCCAGUUACUACGGUCCAGUGAUCGAGAAUUUUGAUUGCGACAAAGAAGUUUACAUGGCUGUCGAAGUGACUGCUGGUAAUCGUCUGUUCCAUCACAUCGUGAAGACUGACAAGUUCGGCACAAAAAUUCUCAAGGAAAUGAACAACCAGCGUCUGCCUGGAGAAGUUACUUUCAUGCCGCUUAAUCGUCUUCAUGUUAAGACACAGAAUUAUCCGCAGACAAGCGACGCCAUUGCUAUGAUAUCUAAAUUACGUUAUGACCCAAAGUAUGAUCUUGCGAUGAGAUAUAUUUUUGGCAAGACACUCAUCUGUCGUAAUUUAGAGGUUGCUACCAACUUAGCACGAGAGUCUGGACUUGAUUGCGUGACUCUUGAGGGCGACCAAGUGUCUUCGAAGGGUUCCCUUACUGGCGGGUACUUCAAUACCCUGAGGUCGCGGUUGGAGAUACAGAAAAUGAGGUCAGAGUUGAUGGCGCAAAUAAAUAAAAUGGAAGAAGAAUUGGCGACGUUGAGAGAAGACAUCCGUAAGGCGGACACAAAUAUCAGUACGUAUGUUACGGAAAUGCAGCGAACGGAAACUAAAAAUAGCAAAGCUAAAGAUAUUUAUGAUAAGAUGAAGGCCGAGAUUCGUUUGAUGAAAGAAGAAUUGAGCGCUAUCGAGAGAUACAGGACUCCAAAGGAACGUAGUUUGAACCAGUGUACUUCUAAUUUGGAGGCGAUGCGCGCCACCAAGGAAGGACUCGAGAGCGAGUUGCAUCAAGAUCUUAUGGCCCAGUUGUCUGUUGCUGACCAGCAUCAAGUUGACACUUUGAAUGACGAAAUCAGAACGCUGACGAAGGAAAACAAAGAGACUUUUGCCAAACGUAUGAGGCUGGAAGCGGAGAAAAAUAAGCUAGAGAAUUUAUUGACAAAUAAUUUACACCGUCGUAAAGACGAAUUGGUUCAAGCGCUGCAGGAAAUAUCCGUCGAGGAUCGUCAGCGACAGCUAGAGUCUUCGAAAGCUCAACUCGCAGAGAUCGAAAAACGGCUGGUUAAAGUUAAUAGCGACUUCAAGAUACAAAAUGACAAGGUCGCAGUUGCGUCCAAGAAGCAGAAAGCCGAGGCUGCGAAAGUAGAAGAGUGGAAAGCUAAAGAAAAAGAAAUUCAGGAGAAAAUUGAAUCGGAUUCCAAGGACCUGGAAAAAUUGACGAUAAAGAAAAAUAUGUUCGAACAAAAAAUAGCUGAUUGUACGCAAAAAAUAACAGAAUUGGGCGCACUGCCGAGUCACGACGCCUACGAGAAGCUGCAGAACAUGUCGACGAAGCAGCUGUUCAAAGAAAUGGAAAAAGCCAACAACCAGUUGAAAAAGUACAGCCACGUCAAUAAAAAAGCUCUGGACCAGUUCAUGUCCUUCAGUGAUCAGAAAGAGAAGCUGGUCAAGCGCAAAGAGGAGCUGGACCGAGGUGACGAAAAAAUAAAAGAGCUGAUGAACGUCCUCGAGCAGCGUAAAUGCGAAGCCAUUCAGUUUACUUUCAAACAAGUGAGCAAGUAUUUUAGUGAAGUAUUCAAAAAAUUAGUGCCUUCUGGUCAUGCCCAGCUUGUGAUGAGGACCGCGGAUGGCGAAGAGGGAACCGAAGACGUCGCAUCCGCAGCCGCUGACUCCGACAGGUUCAUCGGAGUUGGUAUCAGAGUAUCUUUCACGGGUUUGAAAGCUGAAAUGCGUGAGAUGAAUCAAUUGUCCGGUGGACAGAAGUCUCUGGUAGCCUUGGCGCUGAUCUUCGCCAUCCAGAAGUGCGAUCCCGCGCCCUUUUAUCUCUUUGAUGAAAUAGAUCAAGCUCUUGAUGCUCAGCACAGAAAAGCUGUCGCUGACAUGAUUCAUGAAUUGAGUUCCGAUGCACAAUUUAUUACAACUACUUUCAGACCUGAGUUACUUCAACACGCGAACAAAUUUUACGGAGUUAAAUUUCGUAACAAAGUAUCGCACGUUGAAUGUGUAACAAGAGAAGAAGCUGCUGAUUUCGUGGAAGACGACACGACUCACGGAUAAAUAUAUUAUUAUU